This is a messenger RNA of Lampris incognitus (smalleye Pacific opah), 1684 nucleotides long. RefSeq names its product protein yippee-like 5. The coding region runs from base 490 to 852 and encodes 120 amino acids. NCBI's taxonomy places the organism in Eukaryota, Metazoa, Chordata, Actinopteri, Lampriformes, Lampridae. The transcript is spliced from 3 exons. The record is from RefSeq and is a predicted model, not a curated record.
ACGGAACCUAUAGAAGUGAGCUAUAGCUGUGUUCUUAUUGUCAUCAGUGGAUCUAUACGAGGCGCGAAACAAAGCCGCGUAAAGAGUAGCGCUACUACGUGAAAGGGAAAUGGCGUAAUCGAGGCGCACUUUCAGGGAACGCAAGCGCGCUCCCGCGACUCCGCGGACCCGUGGGAAGGGAUACACAUUCUUUGGGAGGGAGGGAGGGUUCACAAUUUGGCACAACAGUCUGCUCGCCAGCGGGACCGCUUGACCGGCUGUACGGAGCAAAACAGUACGGCACAGAAGCUGCUUCGGCCGGAGAGAGGGGGAGGGGGACACGCAGCGGCGAUCGAAGGAGCAACGAAAUCUGGAAACAAACGUCGUAAGACGAGUUUUCCGAAUUACGAAUUGAGCUUUUGGGACGCGUAAAAUUUGGUUGGCGUCUUCAAAGCGUGACCAUCGUCUACACCGUAAACGAUCAGGUCAGCCUUCCUGAACCGCUGAAACAUGGGACGGAUAUUCCUGGACCACAUCGGUGGGACGCGCCUCUUCUCCUGCGCCAACUGUGACACCAUUCUGACCAACCGGUCGGAGCUGAUCUCCACACGCUUCACUGGCGCCACAGGCCGGGCGUUCCUUUUCAACAAGGUGGUGAACCUGCAGCACAGCGAUGUACAAGACAGAGUGAUGCUGACUGGGAGACACAUGGUGCGCGAUGUCAGCUGCAAGAACUGCAGCAGCAAGCUGGGCUGGAUCUACGAGUUUGCCACGGAGGAAAGCCAGCGCUACAAGGAAGGCCGCGUCAUUCUGGAGAGGGCGCUAGUGAGAGAGAGCGAGGGCUUGGGGCACGUCCCUUCUGAAAACUCCUGAGUUCAGCAGCAUCCUCUUCUUGUCACUGCACAAGAUGCUUUGCUUGGCAAACCACAGCUUGCUAGCUACCGAUCCAUGAUGGACAUGCGUUGACGGUCUGCUGUUGAAUAUAGUCAACUAUCAAAACAGUAUCAGAGACAGUGAGCAGGUUGCAGUGGUUGAUUUGUUCAGUUUUGGUGUGGCGAGUUAUGGAUAUGCUCUCAAUAAUGGAACUUUCUGAGAAGUUUAAAAGAUUUAUUGUGUGAGAAAGAAUGCCAUCGUCAAGUGUCUCCUCUGAAAUGGUGCUCGAUUGGCAACCUAAAACAUCCAGUGGAUUAUGAUAAUGAUAAAAGGCCUCUGGAUAACGGCUCUUAUCAGACUGCAAAAAUAAUCAUUUAGUGCAGCAACACAACCCCGACACAACCCCCACUGUCAGACAGAUGUUUUCAUCACUUGCACCGAGUGGUUGGCCAUGAAAUAUCAUAGCAGUAAUUUACCUGUAUUGAGACACUGGCAUAGCUGAUUAUCCAAACGUACCAAAUGAUGCAGGAAAAAAAGCCCGUUAUCAGCAACAAAGCAGUGAAUUGCAUUCUUUCCAUAACUAGUGUCAGGCUAUUGGAUAUGAAGUCAUUUUCAUGCACAUCUAUAUGAGAAUAGUUCCAGUGAAGAUAUUUUAAAUUGUCCUCCCUAUUAGUGAAUGUCUGUCACAUCAUUAAAGAACAGCAUGUUAUUUGGCCCGUUAUUAUGUUGAAAGAAAAUGGAUAACAAAAUUGAUCGCGAUACUUUUUUUUUCAUGAGAUCAACUUCAUUUUAGCAUUUUGAGUUUGUUCUGACUGCAGAAAUAAACAUUUUA